AUGGAUGGAUGGUUAGGAGAAAAAGUAGUUCCAAUGUCAAGUAGAAAACAAUACAGUUAUGCUAUUUUAGAACCAGAUGAGGAGGGUGUUCAGAAGGUUUCAUUUCUAACAACCGGAAACAAAGGGUUUAUGGCAGGACGAGAAUUCAUUCUGAUUUGCGGCGUUUGGAUCAGGAUGUUAUCUUCUUCAUCAUCAUCAGGUAUGAAUAUUCCUGUGGACAAUAAUUCUUCAUCAUUAUCAGCGACAAAAGUAGCCAACAAUUCUGAUGUUUUAUCACAAAUUCUAUUAUGUCUACCUGUAAAAUCUCUAUUGAUCUUCAAAUCUGUAUCCAAAAAAUGGUUAUUUUUAAUAUCUGACCCAUAUUUCGCUAAGAAUCAUUCUUGUCGGAAGACCAGCUUUAAAAUCCCUGGGUUGUUCAUACAGAAAUUAAGACGUCCUUCAGGUCCUCCUGAUGAACCAGAAUUUGAAUUUCCUUUUAUCUUCCUUAACAAUGAUGAUGCUAUUACCGGUGGCGGAGGAGUCCCCCUAAAAACCCUAGAUUUUGUGGAAGUGCCUCCGCGAAAUUCGGAAGGUCCUAUUGUUGAAACUAGCUUAAGAAUAGAACAUUCUUGUAAUGGUCUAUUAUGUUGCACUAGGAUAACAUCUCAGACGGCCAAGGAGCCGCGUAUCGUAAUCCGCCACAUUUACAUUUACAAUCCAACCACAAAACGAUACAAAGCUCUUCCUCGAUCCCCCUUUAGAGAUGUCGUCAAAUAUUAUUGGAAUGGAGUUAAAAGUGUAUCUUUAGCUUUUGAUCCAAUCAAGUGA
Messenger RNA from Papaver somniferum (opium poppy), 807 nucleotides. Its product is annotated as F-box protein At5g07610-like. NCBI's taxonomy places the organism in Eukaryota, Viridiplantae, Streptophyta, Magnoliopsida, Ranunculales, Papaveraceae. The record is from RefSeq and is a predicted model, not a curated record. Bases 1 to 807 code for a protein of 268 amino acids. Gene Ontology annotation, molecular function: protein binding. The transcript is spliced from 2 exons.